Messenger RNA from Acanthoscelides obtectus, 430 nucleotides. NCBI's taxonomy places the organism in Eukaryota, Metazoa, Arthropoda, Insecta, Coleoptera, Chrysomelidae. The record is from the annotation of a GenBank genome assembly.
GUACACGUAUUUUUGUUUCCAUUGAAUGAAAACUGACGUAAAAGAUGGCUCAAUGCAAUCCCGCGUAGUGAUUUAGUGGUCACAAAAAACACCAGAGUAUGCAAUUUGCACUUUGCUGAGGACAGCAUCAUUUGGGAAUCCACCUUCCAUGACGAAAAGACAGGACAUAGCAAGCAGAAGAAGCCGAGAUGAGAAAUUGAGGGACAAGGAACAAGAACACCUACUUAAAGCAGUGCAAAGUAGCAUUGAUGAUUAUUCCUCCUAUCCAAAAUCAACCAGUUUUUAACAUUAUUCAGACUUUCUCCAGUUUUCAGUUCAUGGCAAUGUCCAUAUGGGUUCAGGAUAAAGUUACUUUGUUUAAGUUAGAAUAUAAACCAGCACCCAUCAUAACUCACUUUGUAAUUGUUGAUAAAGAUCUCAAUGUAAAAAC